This is a messenger RNA of Lycium barbarum (goji berry), 1471 nucleotides long. RefSeq lists its product as uncharacterized. The record is from RefSeq and is a predicted model, not a curated record. The transcript has 3 exons. Gene Ontology annotation, molecular function: acetylglucosaminyltransferase activity. Lineage: Eukaryota; Viridiplantae; Streptophyta; Magnoliopsida; Solanales; Solanaceae. The coding region runs from base 1 to 1443 and encodes 480 amino acids.
AUGUUACUACCUUCAUUUGAUUCAUUGAGAGACAAGUUUGUAUCUUUAUUUGACAAGUAUUUUGUGGCUGGCCUUUGCAAAGUUGUCAUAUUUUCAGGUGUAGUUCUUUACUUAGCCUCAAUUUUUCUCUUCAAAGAUCUAAAUUGUUCAUCAUCUUAUGAAUCAAUUUCUCAAUUCAUUUCAUCAAAUGACACAAACCCCACAAAUCUUAGCCAUUUAGUUUUUGGCCUACUUGGCUCUGAAAAAGCAUGGCACUAUAGGAAAAAUUAUAUUGAAUCAUGGUGGAGGCCAAAAUUGACAAGAGGGUACUUAUUUCUUGAUGUGGCCCCUAAUGCAAAUUUGUUACCAUGGUCCAAAAAUUCACCACCUUAUAGAGUUUCAACAAAUAUAACCAAAUUAGUCCAAGAAACUCAACAUGCUGCACCUAGAAUGGUACAUGGAAUCAUGGAGGUUUUUGAAUUAGAAGCACAUAAAGGUGUUAGGUGGGUGGUUAUGGGGGACGACGAUUCGAUAUUUUUCUUGGAAAAUAUUGUUGAUGUUCUUGCAAAAUAUGACCACAAUAAGUACUACUAUUUUGGGGCUCAAAGUGAGUACAUUUUGUCAAAUUUUUGGUACUCAUUUAAUCAAGGUUUUGGGGGUGCUGGAGUUAUUUUGAGUUACCCUUUGGCUAAAGCAUUAGCUGAAGAUAUGGAGAGUUGUUUAAGGAGAUAUCCAUUUUUAAGGGGUGCUGAUCUUAUUACUAUGGCUUGUAUUGUGGAUCUUGGAGUUAGUUUUUCUCCUCUUAAAGGUCUUCAUCAGAUCGAUCUGCACGGUGACAUUUCGGGAUUAUUAUCAUCACAUCCAAAAUCGCCACUGAUGUCCCUUCACCAUUUUGAUGCUGUAGCACCACUUUUUCCUUCAAUGGACCGUAUACAAUCAACAAAACAUCUUAUGAAAGCAGCAAAAUUCGAUCAAUCACGCAUGUUACAACAAACUAUAUGCCACCAUAGGUCUAGCAAUUGGACAUUUUCAGUAUCAUGGGGAUAUUCAGCUCAUAUUUAUGAGAAAAUUUUGCCUAGGAGUUAUUUAACAGAGCUUAUUGAGACAUUUGAAACUUGGACUAAUAAACCUAAAAAUCCUCCGUAUUAUAUGUUUAAUACGAGGUCAUCUGCAAAUGAUUCUUGUGAAACUCCUCAUGUUUUUUUCUUAAAAUCUAUCGGGGAAACAUGGGAUAAAAAUGAAAUUUGGGCAACAUAUUCCCGGUUGGCAGUGGAUCGGUUGCCGGGUUGUCAGGUGGGCAGCAACCAACCAGCAAAUUAUGUCAACAAGAUUCAAGUCUACUCGCCUAGAACAAAGCGUACAGAGAUUGAUCGAUGCGAGUGUUGUGAUGUUUUUCACACAGUUGGCUCAAACAUGGCAAAGGUCAAAUUGAGGGAAUGCUUUACUAAUGAGAAAAUUGCUUAGCCAAAUUAUAAAACUUCAUUUAACUCAC